Polistes canadensis is the source of this 791-nucleotide messenger RNA. RefSeq lists its product as uncharacterized. Lineage: Eukaryota; Metazoa; Arthropoda; Insecta; Hymenoptera; Vespidae. The transcript has 4 exons. Gene Ontology annotation, molecular function: RNA binding. Bases 52 to 651 code for a protein of 199 amino acids. The record is from RefSeq and is a predicted model, not a curated record.
UAUUUUAUAUUUGAAAUAACCAUCCAGUGCUAUUUUAUAAUAAAUAAAUAGAUGUUUAAUAAAAUGAAUAAAGUUCUUAAUAUUUUUGCUAGACGAUCAAUAUUACAAAGCAGUCGUUUGCUGUGUUCUAGUCAUUAUCAAAUAAAACCUAAUUAUCAUGUUAAUAAUGAUAUUUUGAUGAACAAUUCUAUAAAAAAUGGAAUGAAUUGUUCUAUUAUUAAAAGAUUUAAGCACAAGAAAAAAAGUUCAACAAAGAGAGAACAAGUGGAUUCAGAUGAAGAUGAAAAUGAAGAUGAAAUGGAUCUCGAUUUGGAUGAAUCGCAUGCUAAAAGUAAAAUAGUGGAUAUAAAAGUUAAUUCUUUACGCUUAGAUGCAGUCAUUAAGGCUGGUGUUGGUAUGGCACGCAAAAAAGUUGAGGAAGCCUUUUAUGAAAGUAAAAUUCGCAUUAAUGGGAAAAAAGUAUUGAAAAUAUCUACAGAGGUUAAACUAGACGAUGAAAUUGAUGUUAUUGUUAAUCGACCUCUCGACAACUUGAAUCAAUUGAUAGUGUCUCGUAUUAAAAUUUUAUCUAUAAGUGCUAUAUCUGGUGCUAUUAGAAUUAAAGUAUGUAGAGAUAAAAAUUUAUUAAUAGAUGAAUAUUCUCAGUUAUAAAAAAUGUAUUAAAAAGAAAACUAAAUUACACAUUAGAAUAUGUAAUAAGUUAUUUAAAUGUAUCGUUCUCUUAUUAUACCUAAAUAAAAAAAAGAAUAAAAAGAAGAAGAAGAAGAAAUAUACAUGUUAGAAAAUAUAAA